CUAAACCAACUUAAAGCCUGUCCAUGAAUACCUGUGUAAUUUUGUAAGCGAUCUAGGAGAAUGUUGCAUUCUUAUAUAUAUAAUCCACAUCAUUACUGUGCUGUGUCAUGAUUUGCUGAUGUUCACAGUGGUGCCAUGAUCUUGGUAAUCUUGGAAAUCUUUUGGACAGAAGGGGAAAAAACUUAAACUUAAAAAAUUAUAUAUAUAAUUGACUUCUAGGUUCCCCAAAUCAUAAAUGACCCCAAACCCAUAAAUAUUCCUAUGAGUGCUAAAUUCCCAGCACAACGGUGUCGGAUGCGCAGGUUAGUCGUUUUAAAAUCAUACAACAGCACCACGCUGUGGACAUAAUAGGAAAUGCAUCCUGAUGUCGGAUUACAACAAUACAAACACUACCCUGGGGAAUUCCACAUAAAUUUAAAAGAGAUACUUGAAUUUGAUGUAAAAUGGUCUUUAAACACUUGGUAAAAACACAUUGAUCUCUGUACAGGAAAUUUUUUUUUUUAUAAUUUGUUUUUUUUUAUAUAUUCUUCUUAAAUUUGAAAAAUCUUUUAAUAAAAAAGUAGUCUUAGGACUUUUCAGUUCUCCUCUGUUUUUAAUUUUUGUUAAUAUGAUUUUGAAACACUAUGAUAUGUUUAUAUAUCAUUUUUCAGUCCGUUUAAAAUGUCUGUUUUCUUUUCUCCUACUGUAGCUGCUUUCCUGAUGUUACAGUUUUUCUCGAUUGCUAAAACACUAAACCCCAUUCUCUGAAUCAAAUGUUCAGUGAACUAAACCAAUUUGUCAAAUCAGAAACACAUUUUGCACUGUGAUGCACUUGUGCUGCAAAUUGGUAAACACACGCAGCAAACAGUAAACACAACUACAACACAGUUGUCAUCUGUAAAACACAAUGACUCAAAAUUGAACACACUUGUUUCUAAUGAUGUGAUUAAACCAAUUGCCCAGAAUAUAAGCCAGUUCAGAGGGCACAGGUGUGUUGGGUGGAUGUAAGAAUGGUGGGAAACAAUCUGAGAGGCAGAGGAAGAGGAAGAGUAAGAGGAGGAGGAGGAAGAAAAGGAGGAAGAGGAGGAGGAAGACCAAGAGCAGUCAUUUCAGAUGAUAUUCGAGCAACAGUCAUAGACCAUGUUCUUGUUCAUGGUAUGACAAUGAGGGAAGCAGGCCUACGAGUUCAACCCAAUUUGAGCAGAUUCUCUGUGGCCACCAUUGUCAGGACAUUCAGAGAAGAAAACAGAAUUGCAAGACAACCUCUCAUUGUUGAUAUGGUCCUUCAAAACAAUGCUAUCCGCCUGUGUGAAAUACAGGAAAGAGUUGUUGAAGACAAUGCAAACUUUGAAGGAAUGAACAGUGUCAGCCUUUCGACCAUUGAUCGUGUCCUCAAACGCAACAGGCUACGCAUGAAGCAAGUGUACAGAGUACCCUUUGAGCGCAACUCAGAACGGGUCAAAGAACUACGAUGUCAAUAUGUACAAAGAGUGUUUGAACUGGAUUCCAUGGAAAGGCCCCAUGAAUGCAUUUUCAUUGAUGAAGCAGGGUUCAAUCUGGCAAAGAGGAGAGGGAGAGGCAGGAACAUAAUUGGCCAACGUGCCAUCGUGGGUGUCCCUGGCCAGUGUGGUGGCAAUGUCACCCUUUGUGCAGCCAUAAGUAACCGUGGGGUUCUCCACCAUCAUGCAACCCUGGGGCCAUACAACACUGAACAUCUUUUAACCUUUCUGGGUGGUUUUCGGGAUGUUCUGCUUGAGCGUGAGCACCAGGAUUAUCAGCAGGCAGUGCAUGCUGUGUAUCUGGUGGUUUGGGACAAUGUCAGCUUUCACCGGAGUGUCCGUGUAUGUGAAUGGUUCAAUAUCAACCAGCAAUUCUUAAAUGUUUUCCUUUCACCAUACAGCCCUUUUCUAAACCCAAUUGAGGAAUUUUUCUCUGGGUGGCUGUGGAAGGUCUAUGACCGAAAUCCAUAUAACGGGGUAAGUCUUCUAGAGGCUAUGGAAUUAUGGAAUUAAGGAAUGUGGAAUGUUGUCAAGGCUGGAUCUGACACACCAGAGGGUUUUUCCCUCAUUGCCUGGGAAGGGACAACAUUGCCUGUGAGGUGGAUGAAGUCCUCUGGCCAGACCCAGCACGAAGACGCGACACUGAGGCAGACUGAAUUGUGUAAAACAGACUUUUCAGUUGUACAACAUUUAAGUGUAUUAUGCUUUUCAUUUAUAAUUUUCUUUGACAGUACUAAGUGAUGGUUACUGUAAUAUUUUCUUUAUUGCAAAUGGCAUUUACGUACUGUUUAUACAGUAACAAACAACAUUUUCUUUAACUACAUGCCCUGGAUGCUGUGUUCUCCAAUUUUUUGUGUUGUGUCUAAUGAUUACUCCAUAGUGUUUAUUUAUUGAUGGGUUGUGUUUAUGAUCUGAAAGCAUAGUUUGAUUUUGAGGACAGGUUAAAUAGUUUAGGGGCGAGUGUUUGAUUUUGCUAGAAGAGUCAAAGGUUUUGGAAAUUUAGUUUGAAUAUUUGGUUUUGUGUUUACAGUUCUGAGAAAAUGGUUGACUGUUUCAAGAAAUGUGUUUUAGCAAUCGAGAAAAACUGUAAUGACCAGUUUGAAGUUGUCGGGACUUUUUAUGCUUUAUGAAAAUCAUCAGGCACCUUAAUGAGAUACAUUUAAUAGGUUACCCAGAACAUGUCAAUAGAAAGUCUUUUUUACUUUUCAUUUGCAUUUUAUCAUCAGUGAAUGCAAGCAUUUGCACUCAGUUGUGCCACAUUAAUAUAUUGUCAUUAGGGCCACUGUUCCAUCUCAGUCACCAACUUUAAACAGUCACCCAUGUUUGUUUGCAUGGCACAUAUAUUUUUGUUUUACUUGUAUUGUCAGUUUAUAUUUGUGUGUGUGUGUGUGUGUGUGUGUGUGUGUGUGUGUGUGUGUGUGUGUGUGUGUGUGUG
Molecule: messenger RNA, 2913 nt
Organism: Tachysurus fulvidraco (yellow catfish)
Lineage: Eukaryota; Metazoa; Chordata; Actinopteri; Siluriformes; Bagridae
Exons: 3
Coding region: 990-1991 (333 amino acids)
Molecular function (GO): nucleic acid binding
Source: RefSeq, a predicted model, not a curated record